UGGCGCGUCUGUUGGCCCCUCUCCGCGGCGGCGGCGAAGGCCAGUGUCGUGAACGCGCAUUGCCUCUACGUCAUUGAAGCGCCUGGCAAAGUGAAGCUGGUGGUGCUGGCAAGAGGGGGAAAAUAAGAAACGGGAAUGAACAGAGCGCUUCUACUUAUCAGAUAUAAUUGGAAUUAUUAACGGUUCCCUUGCAAUGCUGGGCGACUAGCAACGUUAUAACCGGAACUGGAUGAGACUCCAGCUGGACGUGGAUACGCUUUGAGAUUUUCAGAUCAUGGAUUACUUAUGAACUGGUCUUCAACGUUCAGCUGCAUCUGUCCUGUUCAAUACACACACACUCAUUUAAAAAUCAACUUCAUCAGAUUUUUUUUUUACGAUUAAAUUCACAACACAGUAUUUGUUCUUUCUGUACAGUAAAACCACCACUUUGGCAAACUUUUUACCUUGUUUUGACACCAAACCAAAACAACCAAUGUCAUUUUAUAAGACCAAAAAAAGAUUGUUACAGUGUAUCAGUUGACUUGUAUAAAAUAUGAAACAUUACAAUAUAACGGUGAUUGAAUUAAAAUAAAAAAAAAUAAAAACACACUGAUAAUUAAAAAAAAAAAAAAAUUGGAUUUCUUUGGAAAAAACAAAACACAAACUAAACUAAAAAUAAAUCUGCUCUACUUUAACAAGCAUGUACGGCAGCGGCCGGUCAGUGGGUAGGAUGGACGGGGGCGGGAACAAUCAGAGCCCUGGCCGCUCCCCAAGGCUGCCGCGGUCUCCGCGAUUGGGCCACCGACGUACCAAUAGCACGGGCGGGAGCUCGGGGAGUGGUGUGGGCGGAGGAAGUGGGAAGACGCUGUCCAUGGAGAACAUCCAAUCGUUGAACGCCGCAUACGCCACCUCAGGCCCCAUGUACCUGAGCGACCACGAGAGCGUGGGGUCCGACCAGCCCAAGAGCACCAUGACGCUGGGCCGCUCCGAGGGCCGGCUGCCUUACGGGGUGCGCAUGACUGCCAUGGGGAGCAGCCCCAAUAUCACGGUCACCAGCGGCCCGGGAGGACCUGCACACAGCGGGGUAGCCAGCGACACCAUCGCCUUCGGCGACCAUCACCUGCCGGCCGUCAGCAUGGCUUCCACGGUGCCCCACUCCCUGCGCCAGGCCCGGGACAACACCAUCAUGGACCUGCAGACCCAGCUGAAGGAGGUGCUGCGGGAGAACGAGCUGCUGCGCAAGGACGUGGAGGUGAAGGAGAGCAAGCUCAGCUCCUCCAUGAACAGCAUCAAGACCUUCUGGAGCCCCGAGCUGAAGAAGGAGCGUGCCCUGCGCAAGGACGAGGUCUCCAAGAUCACCAUCUGGAAGGAGCAGUUCAGGGUCAUGCAGGAGGAAGGCCAGCACCUGCAGAUGACGAUCCAGGCCCUGCAGGAUGAGCUGCGGAUCCAGAGAGACCUGAACCAGCUCUUCCAGCAGGACAGCUGCAGCCGCCCCAGCCAGCCCCUGGCCUCGGAGCUGACCGAGGAGAACUUCCAGCGGCUGUACUCCGAUUAUGAGCGGCAGGCCAAGGAGCUCUUCCUGCUGCGCAAGACCCUGGAGGAGAUGGAGCUGCGCAUCGACACCCAGAAGCAGACGCUGGGCGCCCGUGACGAGUCCAUCAAGAAGCUGCUGGAGAUGCUGCAGAGCAAGGGGAUGUCGGCCAAGGCGAGCGAGGAGGACCACGAGCGCACACGCCGCCUGGCCGAGGCAGAGAUGCACGUCCACCAUCUGGACAGCCUGCUGGACCAGAAGGAGAAGGAGAACAGUGCCCUUCGCGAGGAGAUCCAUCGGCGGUAUGAAGGGGCCCCCGAGUCUGCCAAGACCAAGGCUCUGCAGACCGUCAUCGAAAUGAAGGACACUAAGAUCAGCUCCCUGGAGCGUGAGCUUCUGAAUCUGGAAGAGGAGGUGCACAUGCUCAAGUCAAACGGAGCCGUCAGCACUGAGGAGCGGGAGGAAGAAAUGAAGCAAAUGGAGGUCUAUCGCAGCCAUUCCAAGUUCAUGAAGAAUAAGGUAGAGCAGCUGAAGGAGGAGCUACACCAGAAUGAGGUCCAGAGGGAGGAGCUGAGAAAGCAGGCGGCUGGCCACCAGCUCGAGAUUGACCAGGUGAAGCAGGAUCUGUCUCGGAGGGACACGGAGCUGCUGGCCAUGCAGACCAAACUGGAGACCUUGACCAACCAGUUCUCAGACAGCAAGCAGCACAUUGAGGUCCUGAAGGAGUCCCUGACUGCCAAGGAGCAGAGAUCAGCCAUUCUCCAGACAGAGGUGGACGCCUUGCGCCUGCGUCUUGAGGAGAAGGAGACGAUGCUGAACAAGAAGAGCAAGCAGAUCCAGGAGAUGAACGAGGAGAAGGGCACGCUUAACGGUGAGAUCCACGACCUGAAGGACAUGCUGGAUGUGAAGGAGCGCAAGGUCAACGUCCUGCAGAAGAAGAUCGAGAACUUGCAGGAGCAGCUCCGGGACAAGGAGAAGCAGAUGGCCAGCCUGAAGGAGCGGGUGAAGUCUCUGCAGACCGACACCUCCAACACGGACACCGCUCUGACCACGCUGGAGGAGGCUCUGGCUGAGAAGGAACGCAUCAUCGAGAGGCUGAAGGAGCACAGGGAUCGGGACGAGCGUGAGAAGACAGAGGAGAUCGACAGCAACAAGAAGGAGCUCAAAGAACUGAAGGAGAAGGUCAGCCAGCUGCAAGGAGACCUCUCCGACAAAGAGACUUCUCUUCUGGACUUGAAGGAGCGCGCCUCGUCCCUGGCUUCUUCUGGCCUCAAGAAGGACUCCAAGUUGAAGAGUCUGGAGAUAGCGCUGGAUCAGAAGAAAGAGGAAAUCCUCAAACUGGAAACACAACUUAAAAAGCACACUGAGCUCUUGUCAGGCCAUCCCUCCAAACUCGCCCUGGAAUCUGCGAUGGAGGCGCGGAUGAGCACAGAGCUGUCGGAUCGGAUCCAGGGCUUGGAGAGGGAGGUGGCACGGCACAGGGACGAGGCCAGCAAGGCACAGGCAGAGGUGGACCGCCUGCUGGAGAUCCUGCGGGAGAUGGAGAACGAGAAGAAUGACAAGGACAAGAAGAUCACUGAGCUGGAGAGCUUGGCUUCAAGGCAGAUGAAGGACCAGAGCAAGAAGGUGGCUAACCUGAAGCACAAGGAGCAGGUAGAGAAGAAGAAGAACGCUCAGCUGAUGGAAGAGGCUCGCAAGAGGGAGGACAACAUCAGCGAGAGCUCCCAACAGCUCCAGGACUCCCUGCGUCAGAAGGACGAUCGUAUUGAGGAGCUGGAGGAGGCUCUGAGGGAGAGCGUACAGAUCACUGCCGAGCGAGAGAUGGUGCUGGCCCAGGAGGAAUCGGGCCGCUCACACGCAGAGAAGCAGCAAUUAUAUGAACGAAUGCAUGACUCCAACCACGCUGGCUUUAAGUGGUUCAAGAUGGAGGAGCUGAUGGCCGCCAUGGAGAAGGUGAAGCAGGAGCUGGAGUCCAUGAAAGCCAAGCUGUCGUCCACUCAGCAGUCCCUGGCGGAGAAGGAAGCUCACCUCACCACCCUCCGCGCAGAGCGCAGGAAACACCUGGAGGAGGUGUUGGAGAUGAAGCAGGAGGCGCUGCUGGCAGCGAUCAGCGAGAAGGAUGCCAACAUCGCGCUGCUGGAGCUCUCCUCCUCCAAGAAGAAGAAGACUCAGGACGAGGUCACCUCACUCAAGAGGGAAAAGGACCGCCUGGUGCAGCAACUCAAGCAGCAGACACAGAACCGGAUGAAACUGAUGGCUGAUAACUACGAGGACGACCACCUGAAAAGCCAUUCUGACCAGACGAACCACAAGCCCUCCCCAGACCAGAUUAUCCCCCCUCUUUUAGACCUCAACCAGAACCGCAGCAAACUGAAGCUGUACAUCGGACACCUGACCGCACUUUGCCAAGACCGGGACCCCAAGAUUCUCCAAGGGAUAGCCCCACCCACUUCAUAUCACCACGACGACCGAGCAGCUUGGGAGGAGGAGCUGCAGAAGAUGAGCUUGGAGCAGCUGGAGGCCGAGCUGGAGAAAUGCGAGAAGGAGAGCGCGGAACUCCAGGAAUAUGCCAACACAGUCCUCCAACAGAUAGCCGAUCACUGCCCUGACAUCCUGGAACAAGUCGUCAACGCGCUGGAGGAGUCGUCGUGACGGGAAGGAAGGAAGAAAGGAAGGAAGGGGACUCGUCUGAUCCCUCGCUCUGCUCAGUCUGGUAUCUGUGUGUGUGGGGGGGGAUCAAGGGACAGGUCUGAUUGCUACCCCAGUCACUUAACACAGUAACAUCUGUUAUGUAAAACACCCUUUAUUUGGGACUGGAAAACCGCCUCUCCCCCUCCAUCCCCGGUGGUUUUGCAGGCUUCAAUUUAUCUGUCAAAUCAGUGUUUUGUGAUUUGCAGUGUUUAUAGAAAGAAAGAAAAAAAUAACAUACUGUAGUUUUACAAUUCCCCUUUAUUAAUACAAUGAUUUAUUCCCAUGUCACAGGAUAGAUACAAUGGUUUCUAUUGUUGAAGCAAAAUAAUAAAUAAAUGAACAUAAAGAAGAAGAAAAAAACAUAUAGCAACUGCAAGCGCCUUGUCUGGUCUUUGACGAUUGGGUGUGGAGGAAAGUAUUAUUUAAUGUAUUCAUGGAUUUGCCUGAUUACAAAACUGACUUAGUACUGUACAGCUAUGGCCAAAAGUUUGGCAUCACCAUUAGAAUUAACAAACUUUGCUUACUAAAGUCAAUUGAAACCUACUGAAUAAUGCUACGUUAACAUAUUCCAUUACAUACCGCUUUGUAGUUUUCCAUAUACUUAACGAAAACUGACAAAUUUAAACAUUCGGCAUUUUGAAAUCCUACUAUUAUGGCUUCCGGUCAACUUUUGCAAUAUCAUUUUGUAGUUUGUUUGAUUACAUGAUGUUAAAUGAAAGAUCUAAAUUAUGUUCAUAUAGUUUAAAUUAUGUCUCAAUCCUAAAAUUAGGUGAUGCAAAACUUUUGGCCAUAGCUGUCGUCCAUUCAUAUAAUUAAGUAGUAUUUCCAAAAAGGAAAACUUCUUGCCCUUCCCCAGGCUUUCUAGCUACAGAUCCAACCAAGUUCAUUCCUGAUAGUGCAAGCACAGCCAGUGCAGUGCGACCAGGUUUGCAGUCCGGCCUUGACGAUAUUGCAUCGUGCAAAGUUUUGUUAGUCCCUCUAACUGGGCAGAAACACGAGACAUCUGCGAAGAUGAUCUCUGGUCAGCAAUGGCUGUUUAUGGAGCAUCACCUGGAGUCUGAAAUCAUGCAAAAAAGGUGGACCACCCAUAAUACCAACUACACGUCCGCAACAUGGCUCCAGCUGCACAGGCAGGGCUAGCCUGGCCUAACAGCUGCAUUGGUAGGGCGAUGCAGGCGUGGAUGUCAACAGGACAUGUUUCCUCUCCUCCGUUAGCCAUUUUAAUUGCUUUUUUUUUUAAACAACCACCUUGUUUGCAAUAAUUUAGAGUGGUUUAUUACCUGGCUUUGAGGUUGUCUGCACAGCCCUACAGGGCGGAGGUUGAACUUUCACAUGGUUGGAAGGGAAUGAGGAAGACUGUUCAGUCCUGGCACUUGGGAUUCUCCAGGUAAUCUCAAAGCAGGUAAAGGCAGAUUUUGAGAAAGAAAACUCACUAUGGGAGCAGCAGAACCCAGAACCACUCAGAAUAAUUGCAAACACUUUAAAACAGAAAGGGGGAUGUAAAACAUCUAUUAAAAUGCCAUGUUGCUUUUUCUCUGCUCUGCAAUCAAAAAGUAGCAGGGCAAGACUUGAACUUUCCAGUCAUCAGAGUAUUAUUUCAAACUGAUGCGUAUGUAGAUAAGAUCAGGGCACCUCAGUUUGGCUAACAUGCGUAAAGAUGGUUUCAUUGUCAUGUUAAGUAUUUAACCGCACAGAACAGGGUGUGUGACUCCUAGCAUGGGGGGACACAAGACAGAGAAUACAUUGAAUUAAUGGAAACAAGUUCAGCAGAUCCAUGUUACUCACAGCUCAUCGUGCGAUUGUAAUUUAACUGUAAAACCUGCAUCAGUUAAAGAAACUCAUUUCCAGCAGACAAAUGUUUCAACAAGGCCACAGUAAAAGAUGACUUGAGGAAACGUUACCAAGCUACUCAAUUAUUUUCAGUCCAUAAAGCAGAAAAUUGGUUUAGUACAAGCAGAGGGGUUUACAUAAAGUGGAGGUAAGGAAACUUCACCCUGAAAGUUCACAUUUUUUGGGUCAAACUGUAUUUAUUUAUAUGGUUGAAUUUUUGAGUAACUGGUCAUUUCAGACUGGCAGCUGACCCAAAAUAAUGCUCAUAAAAAUGUGUGGUUGCAUAACGUCCCCUUUCUCUAAAUAUAGACUAGCGGAGGUUGUGGUGAUUGCUAGUACUGAUGAUUGAUAAAGGAAUUGAUUUUAUUAUUAAUAUUAUUAUUUACAUUAUUAUUUACAAACCCUUGACCUGAAAGCGAGCUUCUGAGGGAAUGUUUUUAGUUUUGCUCGCACUGAAUAGCUGUUGAGUAGCUAUUGAAAGGUGGAAGUAUGCUGAAUGACAGUUUCCCUGGCUGUAACAAACAGGAAAGUGGCACUAACGUAUGCUAUUUUUUAAUUAAAACCUUUAAAACUACAAUAUAUUUAUUAAGUAUACUACAGACUGUUAUAAAUAAGGAUGAAAGGGUGUGUUAUUAUAUGUUACUAGUCUUUUAGAGGUUAAAUCACCCAUCUUAUCAUAUUUAUAUCAGGAAUUUAAAAGUUGACACAACACUAUGUCCGUGAAGAUAAAGGCAUGGUUUUGCAUGUGUUUGUCAUAGAAUAAUACAGUAUGCAGUGUGGCAGUUUUGUCAGAAAUGCCACAUAUUUUCAAAGUUGUGCUGCUAACUUUCUAAACAUUGUUCUUUUUUAAUAAGUUUUUUGUAAAUGCCAGAUUUCUGACAAAAGGCACAGAAGAACACAACCCACUACACAACAGGUGCUUCGUGGUUUCUACUUUGUAUGAAUCUUCAGUUAGGGUUUUGUAAAUGAAAUAAAAUAAACUGACAUUUAUUUUAAGGAAACUUUAAUAACAUUAAAACACAGCACUUUCUAAAUAAUACACCUACAAGUCAGAACUGGAAUAGAUGAUAUUCCAGCUGACAACUUAAAAUAACAAACUUAAGUAGUGGACAGAGCUUGACUGCCUGUAUCAUUGCACAAUGGCGUUGGGCUCAUCUCUUUUAAUAAUAGGUAGAUGCUGUCAUUGUUGGUAUCUAACACUAGGCUUCUACAAUCUGACAGCAAGUCUCCAUGGCAGUAUCCAAUUGAACUGUGCAUGACCUCAGUUUUAUAAAACAAUAUUACACUGUAUACUUGGAAAUGUAUUAGGGUUAUAUCAUUAGGGCCAGUUAACCAUAGUCUGUGGGCUGAGAAUUUUUUUUUUUUUCUUUCUCUAUACUGUGUUUGUCCUCUUCCUGUGUUUGAAAGGAUUAAGCCCCUGGAGUUUUGUAAAAGGAAAGUGGGUCUAAGUAUUCUAUUCAGAAUAAACUUCAUUCCCUUAGCAUUUAAUUUUUUUGCCAUUAAAAGCGGAUGUGAGUCAAAGCUUCUCGUAACAGAAAUUGGGGUUGUGAAGUUAGCCCACCCAGAUCACAACCAGAACGUUCCUGCGCGCAGUUGCCCCAUUCCCCUGGUGAACCUACAGCAUGUCAUUCCAAUCUAAUAUACAAGGCUUACCUUGAACAAGUCUUAGGAGAACUCCAUAGCCUGCUGGGCUCUCUUGCUUUACAUUACGGUCUAUUUCAUGAGAGGUCCACAAUUUGACUUGAUGUUACAGUACCAUAUAAUUCAAUGGCGUCUGUUCACCAUAGUUUAGCCUUUACUGUACUGCAAAUGUAGGUUUAGCUAGUUUAGUUUUUGACUUAAUGAUUACGUUUUAUAACUUUUUAUAAGGAAUGCUUACUUCUUUAUAGAAAUAUUGUUUAACAUACCGAUAACAUUUUACAGGAAGCACCUCACCUAUAAUCAGAGGAAGAAGGAAUGAAUGAAAAUGGUAACCACAGAAAUGACUCUUCCACCUUGGGCAAUUGUGGCACAUUGUAAAAAACACUGUAUCACGUAAAUGAGACAGAGUGCACAUUUUUCCCAGUACACAUCAUCGGCAUCCAUAAACAAUCACCCCCCAUUCAGCAAUUACAGUGUAGAGGAACUAGACACACAGCCGUGCAGAGGUCAGCAGCUGUCUGAGCAGGGUGAUCGCACGCUGCUUUCCUCAGGGAGAGUUCCUGUCGAUAUUUAUGAAAUGCGCAGAACUCCCGCGCUAGGUAAUGACACGGCUGGUGACUCAGGUGCUAGUUAGGAGCUCAGUUGGCUGAUUCAUCAUCGGGGUGGUUGGAGUGGUGGUUGGCUGUGGUGUCUUCCUCAGGCAACGAUUACUGAAGCUGGUCUGUAAGGACUGCCCUCUCAUCUCCAGAGCUUCAGCGGUGAGGGUUCUGAAGUCAGAGGUUUUCUUGGUUACACAGUUAUCAUUUUACACAGGAAAACCACAUUAGUCAGAUCAAACGGAGAGGCUAGCCACAACAACGAAAAGGGCAAAACAAACAAAGCUAGCCGGAGGCAUAGACAGUACAAACCCCUUCAUGAACCGCUCCAUUGACACAACUGCAGGCAUGCCCACCAGCAUAUACAGAGACUUCUUACUGCUCAGCAAUGCGUUUGAUGAUUUGCUUUGUUUAUAGAGGUAAAACUACUGUAAGAAACUAUCAAGUAGACCAAUAUUUCAGCUGAUGCCUUUGAUUCCUAAAUGAGAAUAAGUUACUGUGCUGUAUUGUUUACCCUCCGGAACAAAUAGGAUAUUUUAUUUAUGUAACCUUUUUUUAGUUGUGGGAAAAAUUCCAUUAAUACUUUAUUGGUGGUAAUCAUUUUUUAUAAACAAGAUCGUAAACGGGCAACGGUAUACAGCAGUACUCUAUAAAACUUAUCUCCUGCUUGUACUUUUAAUGUUUUGAAGCCAAGAAAGACUGUGCUUGUGAGAAUAAUGACAAGGUUGUAUUUCUUAAAAUGAGUUUUGCCGAAUUCUUUGUGCUGUCAUUGUUAGUGAAGUGAAGGGCCGUGAAUGCAGUAACACUCUCCGGGGUGUUCAUACAGGGUUCAGUAUCCGCAGACCUAGGGGUGGUGUUCAACACAAGGCAAAGCCAAGGCCUGUUGCCAGCCUAGGCCUGUAGAUUGUGGACCAUACAGUAUUUGAACACCAUGGCCAUGGUAUUAGUGUGCUUAUAAAAUGGCAUCCUCACCCCUACCAAAGUGAACUGGCUGUCAAGUGAAUCAGUUCCUCUAUUCUUGUCAUGUCAGGUUUCAAGAGUAGAGACAGUAACUGUUCAUUAACCAGCAAGACCUUUCCUUACAGUCAUGUUCGUUCACAAAGACUCAUCAAUCUCUGCAUUGCCUCUCCCAGUGUGCUUGACAAUCCCCUCGACCAAGUAGUUUGAGGCAAAGCUUUCAUACAAAAGCACUGAAUUCAAUAUAUUCAUUUGUGAUGUUCUCGAGAUCGGGGGUGUUAUCUUAAACUACUGGCUAUUUUGGCUAAGAAAACAAACAAACAAACACAGAGCUCAAACUCGGGCAGCGUUUUUUCUUUUCCUUUUUCUUUUUUGCUAUAAUAUAUACAAUGCCUUUAAUCCUUUCCAAUGUGCUGAAGCAGAGCUCAGUGUCCUUAUAAAGCUGUGUUUUGUUUCCUUCCCAUGAACGUACCUGUCAUAAAAGUCGUUCUCAAACAUUCUCAGACUCCUUCAUGUUUUACAGCUCCGGGUUAGAGUCGCUUGCUGCCAGAGUGUGUUCUUCUGAAUCUGGGAAGGGGCCUGUGAAAUCAUUAACAUGUCACCCUAAAGACAGACCACUUGGUCAGUUGAUAAACAGAACUUAAUGCUUUGUUUGCGCAGUCACUGUUUCAUGAGCCAUGCCAACUGAAGACUGUUUAUACCAGUUUAUAAUGGAAGAAGUGCAGGUCCCUUUGUAUAUUAAACAAGAUUGGUGGAUAAUUUGCAUUGCGGAACAGAUUUUGUUUUCAAGUGCUGUUUUUAAAACUGUCUGACUGUUAAGAAUACGCUACUAUAAAAGCAAUAACCAUAAAAAUAACAGCUAUUUUAUUGAUUGCUUGACAAGCAAAUUGGUCCCUAUAGCUUGUUUUCUGGAGCCCUUGUGUACUGUAGAUAACUAUGGUUCUGUAAAUUGUACAAAAUUGGAGGGUCUAAAACUGAAGUGGUCUACUAAUGUUGACACCUAUUUAACCUUUUCUAUUGGGAUCUGGGUGUCCAGAUGAACACAUUUUCACUGUCCCCUUAACCUUUCUAUUGGGAUCUGGUUUGUUUGAAGAUGGCAACGGUUGCAUACGUCAUAGGUGAUUCGCACUACAAUAGGUUAUCUAUGAAGCAGCCUUCUCUUCGAAUUAGCUUACCAAGGUCUUUGCUUUCACUGAGAGAAUAACACAGUCACACUGGAGAAAGUUCAGGGUCAGUCACUACGAAGAUAGUUUUAUCCGGGUAGAUUUUGUAAAAGUGAUCGUUCUAAUAGGGCUAAUUUCCAUUAAAAAAAACGUUUCUUACUGCCUGGGUCGGUAAAAAAAGGGGGUUCAUUAUAAGAAGGGUUUGUUACAGUGAAGUUAGACUGUGUGUGUGUGUGUGUGUGUGUGUGUCUACACACACACACACACACACACACACACACAUAUAUAUAUAUAUAUAUAUAUAUAUAUAUAUAUAUAUAUAUAUAUUAGAUACAUAGAUAGAUAGAUAGAUUCAGUGUUAAGGUGUUUUAAUCCCCAGUUUGGGUGCUAUUAUGAGCUGCUAUUCAAGUUGCCUGGCAGAAGCAUAACGUAGCCCUUGCUAGAUCAGCCGAAGGGACUUUACAGAGGUAGUGAUGGAAUUAAAAGAAUCAUCUUAACAGUGAAUUACAAGGAGGCUGUGUGGUUCAGUGGUUAACGAAAAUGGCUUGUAACCAGAAUGUUCCCAGUUCAAAUCCCAGCUCAGCCACUGACUCAUUGUGUGACCCUGAGCAAAUCAUUUAACCUCCUUGUGCUCCGUGUUCCGGGUGAGACGUUGUUGUAAGUGACUCUGCAGCUGAUGCAUAGUUCACACACCUUAGUCUCAGUUAGUCGCCUUGGAGAAAGGCGUCUGCUAAAUAAACAAAUAAUAAUAAUUAAAAUGGGGCUUUUCUUCAGCUCAAGUGGCACUCUCUGCUGCCCUUACACAGUUUCUAUUUCAUGUCAAACAAGCCUUUCUCGGUGUGAAAUGGGCAUGCAUCACUUCAGUUCUGGACCCUAUGGUUUUGAUUAUUGGUUGCUCCCUGACCACAAGUCACCUAUUAAAGGGAGUUGCUGGACAGAGACUGUUACUGUUCUAAAGCCAGCGAGGCUUAGCUGAAAAAAUGGUAUUCACACUUGGAGAGGCACAGACGUACUGGAGCAAUAGAGAUGCAGGGAGAGAAACCUGAAGUCUAGUACAGACGUAAUGCCAGCAAAGCCUUCGAUUCAGGAAUCGGAACGAGGAGGACUGGAAUAUACUUUGUAAAGAGCAAAAAGUUAGGUCGUUUGGAGGGUGCAUUCAAAAAGAAACAAUGAGGCAUUAAAACAUUAGAGAAGAGUGGCUAUGCAAGAGUAUAAUUUCAAGUGAAGUGAAGACACGAGGGAAAGAUAUAUUGUGAUUGCUGCUAAAUAGUUUGGAUUUCACUGACGUACAAGAUAAAACUGUAAUACAAAAAAUAAAACUACACAACCGCUACAAUGGCACACAAGCCACCGUUGACUCGGUUACAAUCUUUACCUACUGUGCUUUUACUUCUUUCAUAAACUAUGGUUAGUGUUAUGAAAGAAUAAUAAAUUGUCCUUUUAUUGCCAAUGCAUACUAAUUAUAAUAAUUUGUUGAUUUCUUAACGGUUAGCGAAAAAGGUAUUCAAUGCUAAAACUCUCAACACUAACAAAAAUCCAAAAUAACCCUGUUUCAAAAUGUCGUUAGUCACAUAUGUUGGGAUACUAAAACAGCAAUGUUAUAGAUCUGUAAGACCCAAGGCCAUUAGUAAAGAUGUUGAAACUCCCGUUUUGGGUGUUGUGAUGUACAUUCUUUUUAGAAGACGUUCUUUUUGUUUUGAUUUUUAAAGUCUGCGUAACUUAAGUGAUUGUUUUGAUUAUACUUACAGGGAGAAAGCAUGGCUAGUUAAAGCCGUAAUACAGAAAAUACUGAUGCUCAAUAUUUUACAGCUAUGACACUGAAGAUUGUUUUAAAUGGUAAAUAGAUUUCUGAGCUGAAGCAUUGAGAACCUGGUGUGUUUUUUAUUUUAUUUUUAUAAUAAACUCCUUACUCAUUACUGUUUUAUUGUUUUGGAAGUAAUAUAGCAGUAUAGGAAUUUGUUUAUUUUAAAAAGACACAAUGUUCUGUGAUGUUUUAAAAUAGGAGAGGGUGCACUUGGUUUAGCAGCUUCCUUCUGCCUUGCAGAGAUUAGUUUGUUUUCAACUUUUAAGGAUUCAGCAGAGGGCAUAGAUUCUGGAUGUAUAUAUAUAUAUAUAUAUAUAUAUAU
Acipenser ruthenus (sterlet) is the source of this 12514-nucleotide messenger RNA. Its product is annotated as ELKS/Rab6-interacting/CAST family member 1. The coding region runs from base 680 to 4162 and encodes 1160 amino acids. Gene Ontology annotation, molecular function: structural constituent of presynaptic active zone. The transcript is spliced from 22 exons. The record is from RefSeq and is a predicted model, not a curated record. Gene Ontology annotation, biological process: neuromuscular synaptic transmission; regulation of synaptic plasticity; maintenance of presynaptic active zone structure. Lineage: Eukaryota; Metazoa; Chordata; Actinopteri; Acipenseriformes; Acipenseridae. Gene Ontology annotation, cellular component: cytoskeleton of presynaptic active zone.